UGAUGUUAUGAAACGGAUGUAGUAUUUUGCCGGAUUACUUUUGCAAGUGUUGUUAACGUUAAAUAGGGAAAAAGCACGCUAGAAAAUGUCCAUCAAGGUUGGAGGAGCGUUUCGGCGCUCCGGUGGCAUCGUGUCGGCCAUCGGAAAACAGCUAAAACUGGUCAACCUGAAAGCGGUCCAGCGAAUCACCGUUUCCUUCGAUCCAUUCCACGAAAGCGCGGUCCCGACAAGGGAAUUUUUGCACCACCUCUCGGCACCAAAGAUCUCACAAACCAACCCGACGUGUGUGCUCAAAACGGAAGUGUUCUGCGAUCGGAGGCCACCGAGCGUCGUGUUCCAGCUUAUACCCUCGGUGCAAGCCGAAGCGAAACUGAAAAAGAUUACACUGGACAGUGAGAACCUGUCCACGUUGGAGCUACUCAAGCUGUGCAACAAGCACGUGAGCACGUUGGCCCCGAAGGAAAUCGCGACGAACGUGGUCAAGACCAAGUCGGAAAAGAAGGCCGGUGGUGGAGCGGGUGGCAAGCGCCGCUAG
Messenger RNA from Anopheles coustani, 535 nucleotides. RefSeq lists its product as uncharacterized. The record is from RefSeq and is a predicted model, not a curated record. Gene Ontology annotation, cellular component: mitochondrial large ribosomal subunit. The transcript is spliced from 3 exons. Lineage: Eukaryota; Metazoa; Arthropoda; Insecta; Diptera; Culicidae. Bases 86 to 535 code for a protein of 149 amino acids.